Messenger RNA from Onychomys torridus (southern grasshopper mouse), 2310 nucleotides. RefSeq names its product phosphatase and actin regulator 2 (gene Phactr2). The coding region runs from base 127 to 2310 and encodes 727 amino acids. NCBI's taxonomy places the organism in Eukaryota, Metazoa, Chordata, Mammalia, Rodentia, Cricetidae. Gene Ontology annotation, biological process: actin cytoskeleton organization. The transcript has 11 exons. Gene Ontology annotation, molecular function: actin binding. The record is from RefSeq and is a predicted model, not a curated record.
UGCUUGCGGCCGCCUCCCCGCCCUGCCAGCCGGCCGGGGGCUCCACGCGGGGCUGCAGAGGACAGCGCAGCCCUCUGCGCCGGCCCCACCCUGCCUGUGCUCGCUCCCUCCCGGAGCCUAGGGCCGAUGGCGGAAGCCGGCAGGAGCCCUGCGAUGUCCCCGGACCAGCCAGCCAGCCAGGAGGCGGUGGCAGCGGCAGCGGCAGCGGCAGCCGCAGCGGCAGCGGCGGAUCUGGACCCCGAGCCCGAGGCUCCCAGCCCGCCAGCGCCUGCCCUGCGCUGGCUGCCCGGGGACCCAAGUCCCCGCGGCCGCUCCCAGAGCGACCUGUCGUCCGCCUCGAGCAGGGGCCGCCCGCUCCGGGUCCACAUCUCCGGCUCAGUGGAUGGACUAGACAAAGCCUCCAUAGCAAACUCAGAUGGCCCCCCAGCGGGUUCCCAGACGCCUCCCUUCAAGAGAAAGGGGAAACUCUCCACCAUUGGUAAGAUCUUCAAGCCUUGGAAAUGGAGGAAAAAGAAGACCAGCGACAAAUUCAGAGAAACCUCAGCAGUAUUAGAGAGGAAGAUAUCCACCAGACAAAGUAGAGAGGAGCUGAUAAGAAGGGGCCUGCUUAAAGAAUUGCCUGACCAAGAUGGAGAUGUAACAGUUAACUUUGAAAAUUCAAACGGGCACAUGAUACACAUCGGAGAGGAAUCUACCCAAGAGGAGAAUGUAGGGAAACCCGAAGAAGGGAAUGGCUCUAUGUGUGAGGAAACACCACCUCGGGAGGAAAAGGCAGAAGAUAAGAAAGAGAACACUGAAAUCCAAUCCGAAACACCGGCUGCUCCUGCUCUACCUCCUACAGCUCCUCCUAAGCCCAAACCCAAACCUAAACCCAAAAAAUCUCCUGUGCCCCACAAAGGGGCCACUGCUGGGGCCAGCCACAAAGGCAAUGAAGUGCCUCCUAAUAGAAAAGAUGUCAAGGCUCCCAGUAAGCAGGGCCCUACCCUUCCACCUAAGCCAACAAGCCGAAACACAACCCGGGAGGCUGCUGGUUCUUCUCAUCCGAAGAAAACAGCUGGCUCCAAAGCAUCAACCUCAGCAUCUGCCUCCUCCACCUCCUCUCGCCCCAAAGUGUCCAAGGAGUCAGUUGCUAGCAAAACGGGUGUAGUGGGGACCACAAGGGGCAAGAAGAAAAUUGGCAAGCAGCCGGCAGCAUCCCGACUGUCCUCAGACACCACCACUGCUGACACAUCUAGUCUUAAAGGAGAGUCCUCAGAUGCCGGGAUAGAGAGUCUCAAACAAGAAGAGACUGUUGCUGGAGCCGAGGAGCAGGCCACGGGCAAAUCCAAGGCCACUGUCUCUCCACCUCCAGUGGCACUUUCCCCACCCAACCUUCCUCUGCCCCUUAAGGAUCAGUGCAUUGUUGCCUUGGACACGCCCAUGGUCCUGGUCAGUGAUGGACCUACCCUGCCUGGCUCUGCCUUAGACCCAAGUCAGCUCCUUUGGACUGAAGAGCAGGCAAACAGAGCCACUCCGUUUUCAAGCGUUGGCUUAAGUGGAGAACAUGCACAAUGUUUUACAACCAAAGAUGAGCUGGGAAAAGCUGGACCUCUUGGGCAGAUGGGAGACUCUUCAGAAUCCUUCAGUGCCCCAGAGGAUGAGGCCCCAAGAGAAUACCAAGCCAAUGACUCUGACUCAGAUGGACCCAUCUUGUACACUGAUGAUGAGGAGGAAGAGGAUGAGGAUGAUGAUGAUGAUGAUGAUGAUGAUGAUGACGGCAGUGGAGAAAGUGCUUUGGCAACUAAGAUCCGUCGAAGGGGUACUCUGGCCAUCAAACUUGGCAACAGACCGUCUAAAAAAGAACUUGAGGAUAAAAACAUCCUGCAGCGAACAUCUGAAGUAGAAAGGCAGGAAAUAAGACAGCAGAUCGGGACCAAGCUCGUCAGAAGACUCAGCCAGAGGCCAACAACUGAAGAAUUAGAGCAAAGAAACAUCUUAAAACAAAAGAACGAAGAAGAGGAGCAGGAAGCAAAGAUGGAACUCAAACGGAGACUCAGCCGGAAGCUCAGCCUAAGACCUACUGUGGCAGAGCUACAAGCCCGAAGGAUCCUGCGAUUUAAUGAGUAUGUAGAAGUCACUGAUUCUCCCGACUAUGACCGCCGAGCUGACAAGCCCUGGGCCAGGUUGACACCUGCAGACAAGGCAAGUCUCUCAGUGACCUUUUGUGCUUCCAAAACCUGCUUCCAAAACCUUAAGUGGUCAUGUGGCGUAAUAGCAAUACAGUUCUUUCAACUAGACUUCAGAGAAAGCUCGCCCUUAGUUGCUGUAUAA